CAAUAACUAGUCAUUCUCUUUUUCACCUUAAAAACCACUCGUUUUCCCUGGGUAUACAUACGCUCGUUUGCUUAUCUCCAAAGCUAACCGUUGUUCCUCUCAAGCAAAGGUGAGAAAGAGGCGGGCAAACAAAUGGCUCCCAAGAACUUGACGUUCAAGAUAAUCCUGGGUUCGUCCUCCAUGGCACGUCGAAAAAUUCUAGUUGACAUGGGUUAUGAAUUUACACUUAUGACUGCUGACAUUGAUGAAAAGAGCAUUAGGAAGGAUAAUGCAGAGGAAUUAGUGGUAGCUCUAGCUGAGGCAAAGGCAGAUGCUAUUAUGUCAAGGCUCAAAACAACUGAUCACUUGAAGGAAAAUACACAUCCCACUCUGUUAAUUACUGCAGACACAAAUGGAUCUUUUUGGCUAUAUCUUACCUACAUCUAUUGGUAUCGAGGUGGCGGUAUACCAAGGAAUUAUCAGAGAAAAGCCAUCAAGCUAUUCUGGUGGUCAAGCCACGGUUGUGGGAUCUGUUGUUGUGACCAACCUGACAAAGGGGAUAAGAAAAGGAGCUUGGGAAAGGUCAGAGGAUUGACAGAUGAAGCUACUGUAUUUUGGUGGAAUAAGAGCCAAGGAGCUGCUCUAAGAAGAGCAAGUGUCAGAUAUUCUUUUUAAAAAUUUAAAGCAUAUUAACUGCCAAAAGCUUGAAAGAUACUUGAUGAGUUGAUGGGCUGAAUUAGACAUCCAUAUUGUGCCAAGUCUUGCUCAAUAUUGUUAACUCUGGUCACAACAGCAAGGGAAUCACUUCCCUACUGACAUCUUUACAAUCCAGGUCCCUAAUAAGGAGAAUACUUUUUGAAAUUGCCUAGGUCUCUAGAUUUCCAUCUCCGCUAGACUUUGACAUAGAGAACUGUUUCUGCUAUGACCCCACCAUCAGGAUUUUUGAACCAUCUUAAUGUUAUCAAGUAUGAUCAGUAUGGCUGUUGUUACAGUUGUACUGCUCAACCUCUGUCAAUCUGGGGGGUUGCAGAAAUCCAUUAUUUCAGACUAUGAAGGCAGGAAAGUGUGAACGCCGAUGAAAACUGGUGUAUUAAAGCUUUAUGUGAAGGGGGAAAAGAGGGUGAAUGUUGAUGGAAUCUGGUUUAUUACAGCCCAUCUAUAUUACUCUCUCCACCGAUGAAUCUGUUUGCCGAGACAUCCUUUUACUGACCUGUCCAGUUUAUGAGGAUGCCAGGAUGCUUCCUUUUUUUAUUUGCUUAUUGGAAUACCAAUACAAUCGCGUCACAGCUCCCAGCUUAUCAGUUAGCUAGUUUUAUCUUCUACAAGCCCUCCUUUUGUUACUGUUAUGAAUUUUUUCUUUCUUGAUUGUGUGAUGCAAACCUUCUUGCUGACUUUUUUGGACAUGAUGUGAUUCUUCAACAUGGAGUAUACUGUUCUGCUG
Molecule: messenger RNA, 1420 nt
Organism: Lycium ferocissimum
Lineage: Eukaryota; Viridiplantae; Streptophyta; Magnoliopsida; Solanales; Solanaceae
Exons: 7
Coding region: 133-654 (173 amino acids)
Molecular function (GO): nucleoside triphosphate diphosphatase activity
Source: RefSeq, a predicted model, not a curated record